Neospora caninum is the source of this 3099-nucleotide messenger RNA. RefSeq lists its product as hypothetical. The record is from RefSeq and is a predicted model, not a curated record. Bases 1 to 3099 code for a protein of 1032 amino acids. Gene Ontology annotation, molecular function: sulfate transmembrane transporter activity. Gene Ontology annotation, cellular component: membrane. Gene Ontology annotation, biological process: transmembrane transport. NCBI's taxonomy places the organism in Eukaryota, Apicomplexa, Conoidasida, Eucoccidiorida, Sarcocystidae. The transcript has 12 exons.
AUGACAGAGCGUGACAUCCAUCGUGAGUUUGAUCUCGGAAAGGGCGCCGGAGGAGUGGUAACGCGCGUGAAGGCUGAAGCAAGGUCUCGGUGGCGGAAAUUUUCGUGGGCGCAAUUGCUCGUUUCCACAUUUCCGAUUAUUGGCGCUAUCAAGACCUACAGUCGGCACCAGUUAAACGCCGAUUUCUUUUCAGGGAUAUCAGCAGGCGUUAUGGCAGUUCCCAUGGGGAUGUCGUACGCGAUGCUUGCGAACCUUCCUCCUCAAUUCGGUCUCUACGUGGGGCUCUUUUACCCUCUCUUCUACAUGCUGAUGGGGACAGGGAAACAUGUCGUGGUGGGAGUCUCUGCGAUCGAAGAUCUUCUCGCGGGCGAAGCUGUGUCGCGAAUCAUCGGAGAAAGGGAAUUCGUCUCUCAGCUGGAGUCCCAGAAGAAGCUGCUUCUCGACGAGGGGCUAGCUGACUCGGCUCUGCAAGACGCCCUCUUGAGGCGAAUCGAAAGUCAAGAAGCAAUUCUGGCGCAGGCCAGGAUCGAUAUUUCAAUCGGCCUCUGCGUGUGUGUCGGCGUAGUGUAUGUCAUCAUGAGAGUCCUACAAGCCGGUCUCCUUGCCGAUCUUCUCUCCGUGCCCGUCCUUUCCGGCUUCUCCACCGCUAGCGCCUUUCUUAUUGGCACGUCUCAACUCAAACACAUGACCGGACUGGUCGUCCCUGCCGACGUCGAAAACGCAGACUUCAAAAUCAUAAGACAAUGGUGGCAUUGCUUCAGUAACAUUUCGCAGUGGAACGGCAUGGCGGUCGGGAUCUGCUGUCUCUCCAUCGGGAUUCUCGCAAUUUGCAAAUUCCUCAGUCGCCGCUACUUCAAGUGUUUUCCUCUUCCGGGACCGCUGAUCGUCGUCGCGAUCUUCACGGCCAUCACGUACCUGUGCCGCCUGGACGAGAAAUUUGGGGUAAAAGUUAUCGGUCUCAUUCCCGACGGGUUUCCGUCCGCGCGUCUUCCGUCCUUCUACGUCCCGGUCCUGCCGGCUAGUGACCUCGACGGCAGCGCAGUCACCUAUCGACUGGCGUUCCUCGACGUCCUGCGCGAGGCGUUCCCGUUGACAGUGAUGUUCUUCAUCAUUCACAUCUCCAUCGCGAAAACGAUCACGCAGCAAAAGAAAACGUAUCAGAUUGAUCCGGACCAGGAGCUGACGGCUCUGGCCUUCUGCAACUUCUUGGGCUCCUUCUUCCAGUGCUUCCCGUGCGCCACGUCUCUGUCGCGCACGUCGGUCGUCUCGGCGACAGGCGCACACACGCAGCUUCACAACAUCAGCAACGUAUUGGUGAUGAUUCUCACGCUCUCCCUCAUUACCCCGCUCCUGUACUUCCUUCCCAACGCCGUCCUGGCCGCUGUCGUCCUCUUUGGGGUCUAUGGCAUGAUGGAUUUCUCCGAGUUCUUCCGGCUCUGCAGAAUCGGCGGUCUCGACGUCCUCCUCUGGCUGGUCUGCUUCUUCAUCACGAUCGUCUUUGGCGCGAUGGAGGGGAUCCUCGCCUCAAUUGUUCUCUCUCUGCUCUGGCUUCUGCGCAAGACGGCGCGACCGCAGUGCAUCGUCUUGGGGCGUCUCCCGCAAACCUACAUCUACAGGAACAUCGAGCGGUUUCGCAUGGCGAAAGAGGAGCCUGGCAUCAAAGUCGUACGCUUCGACGCGUCUCUAAACUUCAGCAACAGCGACUACUUUGACAGCCGUGUUCGGCAGAAACUGGAGCCGUCAACGCGGUACCUCAUCAUUGACGGAUCGUCGAUCAAUGACUUGGAUGUGACUUCGAUUCGCAUGCUUCAGCGCCUGUGUGCGUACCUACGGCAGCAAGGAAUUAUCAUGUUGUUCGCCAACUGGAAAGGCCCCAUGCGCGAUUUCCUACAGAGAGCUCAGUUCUACGAAACGCUUCCUCCAGAACACUGCUUCCUCUCUCUCCACGAUGCUGUUUUUUGGGCGAAACGGAAGCUCGCUGCGGAACAGAAACUUGCGCGCGAAGGCGAGCAUUCUUCCUUGACUGCGCGGGACGCCGCUGCGCCUCUCGAACCCUUCUACUGGCAAAGCAAACGAGGCGGCACGAGCGACGUGCGCAUGUUGCCAGAGGGCGUCGCGGGCGCGGUCGAGGCCGGGCAGAGCUUGAGUUGCUUGCCCACGACGGAGUGCGUCGUCCCGUCUCUCGACUUGUCGGUAGCAACCUGCACCGCGUCGCCUGUGGUGUGUGUCGACGAAGCCGAGAAAGACAGCAGCAAGAGGUCGAGAGAAGACAGAAGGGAAGAAGGCGAACGCCUCGGUUCGCUAGCGAAGGUGCACAAGCAAAACGGGACUCUGUCUAUUGUCGCUCCUCCCGGUUCACCUACUGGAGAAGGGGCCGCCGGCUCGCUGAUUCCUGUGGAGCUGAGUGCAGUCGCCUGCGGCAGCGAGAUCGCCACCCUACCGCAGUCUCUCAGUCGACCGGGAGGACCAGAUCCCUCACAGACACGCCGCGAAGGCGAAGAAAGGGCGAGAUACGAUGCAAGGAACGCAGCGUGCAGGGUCGAGAGAGGUGUAACGGGACCUCCGUCCUCCUCACCUAGCAGCACGGUGGUCCAGGAUGACUCGACACCCGGGGAGCCUGCGCGCCGGCGAUCCUUCAGUGAAGUCUUUCCAUGCCUAGUGCGCCGUCUGAGCUCUGUGGCGAGUACGGCAAAAACCACGGAGGCAGACGGGGACGCGGCGCCGAAUCCGAAUUCCGCAGCGGCUUCCCUGUCUCCCUCGCGGGCGAACUUGCGCGGCUCCAAGACGUUCUCAAACACCCGGCACAGAGGUGCACGCGCCUCGGCCACCCAGAGAGUCGAGUGGGGCUGGGACGGCCUGAGUGCAUGCGACCCAGGGAUGAUUCGCGUGGUGACAGAAGUCACGGGGACCGGCCGGAGCGUCAACUGGGCGGUUCUCCAGACCGGCCGCGAUUCGCUACCUGGUGUACCUACGGUUGUGACUGGCGCUGCGCAGCUCGCCGGGCAACGCGAGUCUGACGCGCCGGCUUUGCCUCGAAGGGACGCCGCUGAGAAGGCGGGGCCUGCAGCUGGAGAAGCGGAUCUACCACAAAGGGAUUGA